AAGAGAAAAGGCAAGCUUCAACAUGAAGAGGAGGUGGUAACUUGGCUUCCCUGCAUACCCCAGUGAGAGCACCGUUUGUCUCCUUGCCAGCCAACUGAUGGCUUCCAGGUCAACAAAGAUGCCCGAUGACUUCAAUAUAUAUUAUCUUCUCAAGGGUGUCGUUCCCUUGGAGAGCUCAGAGGAGCCUAUGGACGAAUCCAGGGAUGAAAUGAAUCCACAGUACCAAGGACUGACUGGCCUGCGUAACCUAGGCAACACCUGCUAUAUGAACGCCGUGAUGCAGUGCCUUUGCAGUGUCUCCCCGCUGGUGGAGUAUUUCCUCUCCGGAAAGUAUACAGCAUCACUAGACAAGGAGAAUGGAGAGAUCGCAACAGCCUUUGCUUACCUGAUGAAUGAUAUGUGGCUUGGAGACUUUGACUGUGUAUCGCCAGAGGUGUUUAGAUUGGUCUUUGGCGAGCGAUAUCCUGCAUUCAUCAAGAAGACGCAGCAAGAUGCUCAGGAGUUUUUGAUAUAUGUGCUGAAUGAACUGCAUGAAGCUCUCAAGAAGACAAGCAAGAGAAAAAGCCAGGGGACCACUUCUGCUGCUUGGGAGUCCAGGGGCUGCACCGGCGAGUCCUCCAUUAUCACCCGGCUUCUUGAGGGUCAUCUCAGUUACGACAUCGUGUGUUUGGAAUGCCAAACCACCACUUACAAAAAUGAGAUCUUCACUGUGUUAUCUCUGCCCAUCCCUUAUGAAACUGAAUGCUCACUAGAGGAAUGCCUUGAAUGCUUCUUUCAGCAAGACAUGCUGACUUGGAACAACCAGAUAAAUUGCUCCUACUGUGGAACGAAGACGGAUGCUGCAGUGAAAGCCAGCAUAGCAAAGGCUCCAAAGACAAUUAUCUUCCAUCUAAAGAGAUUUGACUGUCAAGGCAGUUACAAAAAGAAAUUGAAAACUGACAUCUACUAUCCACUAAAUAACCUGGACUUGUCUCCAUAUAUAUAUCCACUCUUUCGGAAAAAUCCAAAAUACAACUUAUUUGCUGUGGUGAACCAUUUUGGAGACUUAGAUGGUGGCCACUACACGGCGGUCUGCAAACACACACUCACACAGAGCUGGUACAACUUUGACGACGCUCAGAUCACUGAAAUUCCAGAUUCUUCUGUACAAACAUCUGCAGCUUACCUCCUGUUUUACAGCAGUCAAACUUUCUCUGCACCUGUAAAAAACCAAAGUGCCCAGGAAACACCACGGAAUAUUAAGUAGGGUCCAGUGACAUCACUGGCUACUUUGCAUUGACCUGAGUUUUGGUUCAACAUUCAAGAAGAGCUGCAUUUCUUUCAGUGCAUAUUUUGGAUGGUACUCAGUGACUUAGAAACUGAUCUCUGCUCAACUUCUUCACUGAAAAGUUAGAUGUUGAUCAUCAACACAUUUUGAAUAGGCUUUCACAGAAUGUAGCACACCCCUAGAUAAAUAAAUUCUUCCAGGGCA
Molecule: messenger RNA, 1471 nt
Organism: Varanus komodoensis (Komodo dragon)
Lineage: Eukaryota; Metazoa; Chordata; Lepidosauria; Squamata; Varanidae
Gene: USP50
Product: ubiquitin specific peptidase 50
Exons: 7
Coding region: 98-1246 (382 amino acids)
Biological process (GO): Ras protein signal transduction; endosome organization; protein K48-linked deubiquitination
Cellular component (GO): cytosol; extrinsic component of plasma membrane; extrinsic component of endosome membrane
Molecular function (GO): cysteine-type deubiquitinase activity
Source: RefSeq, a predicted model, not a curated record